This is a messenger RNA of Fusarium odoratissimum NRRL 54006, 2362 nucleotides long. RefSeq lists its product as uncharacterized. The record is from RefSeq and is a predicted model, not a curated record. Lineage: Eukaryota; Fungi; Ascomycota; Sordariomycetes; Hypocreales; Nectriaceae. The coding region runs from base 1570 to 1971 and encodes 133 amino acids. The transcript is spliced from 2 exons.
CUUGGUUACGCUGUUAAAAUGAAGUUAUUAGAUUCAUUUGGAACUUGUUCAUCUACGAAUUAGGUAUGUACUAUUCGGUUUCUUUCCAUUUUUCUUUCCAAAUUGCUUCCUUCCUCCACCCCCACCAAAAUCGACAUUUGUAAACGGCUACCAAGAUCCGAUAACAAGCACCUGCCUCCUGCAUUUUCGUGCAAGUCAUUAUGUACCUCCACCAGGUAUGGAUCUUAGUGCGGGUUAACGACCUUACAUCCCCUGGAAGCUGGAGGCUGGGUCCGAGCUUAUGGCGCCUCAGUGGAUACCUGCAUCAGAAAACCUCCACUGCAAAAUCAACCAUUUAAUCCUGGUUCUCUAAUCUUUUUAUCAUUCGAUAAGUGAGGUUUGUGAAUGGAAAUUUUCCAGGAUGUAAACGAAGCCAGGCUCAGAUCUGGGCUCGAGCUUGGGUCCUGGCUAGGUACAUACAUCACCUCAGAUCAAUUUUAUGACCUGCAGUAAGACAGACGUCUCUGCCCCGUCUUUGUGUGUUCAGCUUUUCUCGGCUAUAGAUAAGUUAGGGUACUGUCAAGGAUGAGGGUGCAAAGUGAGGGCUGUGAUGAAUAUGUGCAUAUCCAGCCUUGUACAAACAAAGCAAGGAAAGAAGGUUUUGUAGGACCCAUACAUAAGUUGAAUCCUUGCUCUCGGUUACAGGCGCAUUCGACAUGAACUUGAAAGUCAGCUCUGGACAAUCACAGACAGCUGACGUGCUGUACGGGGGAGUUUCCAUAAUAAUCCUCCAAGUACCACAGCUCAUGGGAUGAGGCCUGAGCAUAUGACGGGUUGUCAGGCAGUUCCGGGUUCAGCCAGCCAGGUCAACCGUCAGAGUUUCUUUGUUCUGAUUCCGGCAGAGUGGUUGGCUGUGUAUUGCAUUUAGGUCAACUGAUGUCCCCUUAAUUUUCCUAUUUUCGACAUCGCGAUCCUCGUUAGGCAUCUGUGUCUGUUCUGUUUCGGCCACAUCCUGUGGGAGUUGUAGUCUGAGGAUGACAAAGAGGAAACUGACCAACCACGGCUCAAGCCUCAACACUCUGGAUCCUUACCAGCACACCACAUCAUUCCUCUUCAGGUCGCCACAAUCAAUAUCAAGCAGCUGAAUGAACGCCUUGAAAAGUAUCGAUUCCCUGAGCAUUCAGCAGCCACUGAAGAGCGUGGCAGGCGUAGACACUAGGCACUUCUAUGGAUGAAUGAAUCAUCGAUCGAUACCAUGCAGCCCGUGCCGCGUUCCGUUCUGUCUGUCUGUGAAUUGAUUUGCCAGCUGGACUGAAGCUUGUAUCCAACAGUUCGACCUCGCUUUCAAAUGCCUAUCGCGCGAGCGACUUCUGCCGAAAUUCUGCGUCACGAUCUGGCCACUCAGGAUUCCGUUCACCAAUGACCCUGGAUCUGCUGCCAUCCAACACGCAGAGGUCAGACCACGCUUGCGCAGGCAUGCCAGGCUUCCCCGGCGGCAUUUAUAGUUGCCUCGUUCUCAAAUGAGGCCCGUCUCGAGGCCAUUCCAAGUUAUAUUUCAAUUUCAGCCAAUUAGCAACAAAUUAGCCAUCUAUGUCAAUGUGCAGCAACACAGCGCGUUGCCAACAUCGCCCAUCUUCAACCGCAAAUAUUACAAACGCUCACUUGUUGGAGGGCCUCUGCAUUCAUCACAAAAAGCAAACUGCAUUUAACAUCAUGACAUUAUCAUUCAUCCUUGUCUUUCCUUCACCCGAUUUUCUCCGUGAUCUCAGAUCAGCUUUGGCUGCCAUACCCUACAGCGAUCCGAUCACACCUCACAAGUAUGUAUGUACACUAAAUAAAUCUUAUGAUGUUGGCUGGACAUGUAUGCCAUUUCAAUUGCUUGGCUACGAGCUUGGGGGCCUUUCACCACAACGGCCGGCUCCAGCCUUAGUGUAUGUACAUACGUAUAUACACUUGCCCACCUACUUGAUGUUCCCAUGGAUGGAUCUGUGAAUCGAAACAUAUGCUCGGUUUUCGACCGGGAAAAUGAGUUUCCCACUAAUAUCUCUACAUAACCGCAAUAAGGCGUUCGUGCAGUGAGCUUAAGCAGCCACCUACCUACUUGACAUUUGCCAACAAAGCAUAGUCGGGAUGUUUCAAGCAGGGAAACAAGCUCGAUGUAUCAUAAGUUACGAAUACCAAGCUCAUAUUUAUAUAUAUAUAAAUAUCAAUAGUAAAGGAAGUUUAAGUAAACCUUAAUCCAAAAGGCAAGCGCUUAUGGCUUCUUUCUUCCUUCCUUGCUCGGGUGCUCCCGUGUGCGAAUUACCUGUUUAGGCAGUGCAAUACCAAUACCAUUGAAAUCUCGAAUAUAAUACGAAAAGACUCAAGUCACAGAUAGAAUCAU